Molecule: messenger RNA, 2668 nt
Organism: Tachysurus fulvidraco (yellow catfish)
Lineage: Eukaryota; Metazoa; Chordata; Actinopteri; Siluriformes; Bagridae
Gene: mtnr1aa
Product: melatonin receptor 1A a
Exons: 2
Coding region: 411-1475 (354 amino acids)
Biological process (GO): G protein-coupled receptor signaling pathway
Cellular component (GO): membrane
Molecular function (GO): melatonin receptor activity
Source: RefSeq, a predicted model, not a curated record
UCUGUGGUGGAUACACACAUGCAGUGCCAUUUGCGCUCACCGGAGUUUGUAACGAAGUUUGUAAAAUAAUGUUGCCACAUUAAGAGCGUUUCAUGAUGCCGGUUACUUUUUCUUGAACUAGAGAAUCUGAAGAAGUUCAUCAGAGAUGUAAAGAGAAUCUGGCAACCGCGCACAGUAACUUUACGCACGGUCAAGUUGGACAUAAUUUACACACACACACACACACACACACACACACACACACACACACACACACACACACACACACACACACACACACACACACACACACACACACACACACACACACACCAUGGAGAGACACGCACCGCAGGACAUUCACUCUUCACCACCCCGACUGAAAGCAGGCAGUUGGAUGGACACGCAGCGAGCCAGAUGUUAGGUGAGAAAUGCCAGAUGUUAAGAGGCUCGCGAUGCUUCUGAACGGGAGUCAGGUGAACGACUCCACUGCUGGAGAUCACGCGCUCCACAGACCGCCCUGGAUCACCAUAACACUCGGCUGCUUCCUCAUCUUCACCAUCGUGGUGGAUAUUUUGGGUAACCUGUUGGUUAUUUUCUCCGUCUACCGGAACAAGAAACUUCGGAACGCUGGGAACAUCUUUGUGGUGAGUCUGGCUGUCGCAGACCUGGUGGUUGCUCUGUACCCGUACCCACUGGUGCUGGGGGCCAUCUUCGGGCAGGGUUGGCAUGCGGGGGCGGCGCAGUGCCAGAUCAGCGGCUUCCUGAUGGGCGUCAGUGUCGUUGGCUCUAUUUUCAACAUUGCAGGCAUCGCUGUAAACCGCUACUGCUACAUUUGCCAUAGUCUACGCUAUGAACGGCUGUUCAGCGAGCGGAACUCAGCAUGCUAUGUGGCACUGAUCUGGGCGCUGAGUGUGCUGGCUGUGGUGCCUAACGUGUUUGUAGGCUCGCUCCGCUACGAUGAUCGGGUCUACUCGUGCACGUUUGCACAAUCGGCCAGCGCCGCAUACACUCUCGCUGUCGUCUCCUUCCACUUCCUGUUGCCCAUCCUGGUGGUGGCCUACUGCUACCUGCGCAUAUGGGUGUUAGUGAUCCGUGCACGGAGACGCGCUAGGCCAGAGACUCGGCCGGGUGGAGUGACGCCGCAGGACGUCCGCAACUUCGUAACUAUGUUCGCCGUAUUUGUGCUUUUUGCCGUAUGCUGGGCGCCGCUCAAUGCCAUCGGCCUGGCUGUGGCUGUAGCACCCGAGCGAGCCGUCCCUGAGUGGCUCUUCGUGGCCAGCUACUUCCUGGCGUACUUUAACAGCUGCCUCAAUGCCAUCGUCUAUGGCGCACUCAACCAGAACUUCCGCCGUGAGUACAAGCGCAUAAUCUUGUCCCUCUGCACGGCGAGCGUGUUCUUUCCGGAAAACUCGAACGAUGCGCAGGAGAGACUCCGAAGCAAACCGUCUCCACCACUGACCAACAACAACCAGGUCAAAGUGGACUCAGUGUGACCAGUGUGUGUGUGUGUGUGUGUGUGUGUGUGUGUGUGUGUGUGUGUGUGUGUGUGUGUGUGUGUGUGUGUGUGUGUAAAUUCUUAAGCAAGGUGCUCUUACUAUGAACCAAGAACAAAACAAGACAAAACACAGAUUGAUCAAAGAACAAAUCUGUGGAUUCUCAUCCGUUUCUAACCUGCAGGGAAAAUCUGCUGUGUUUUUAUGAUCUCACACUUAUGCAGGUGUCCAGCAGAUUAUUUUAUUGUGGGGAAGUUUUAAAUGUUUUUUCUUUCAAAAAUUAAAUGUAUGAUGUGUAAAAAAAUAUCUGUAUAAAUCUACACAUAUUUAUUUCUCCACAAGAGUCUCUGGACAGGAAACAGGUCGAUUAAAAAUGUCCUUUAUGCAUCGUAUAUGAUAUCAUGUCUUAAUUUUGUAUUUUUAAUUAUUGCCUUUUUUUGUUUGUUUGUUUUGUAUUUUCUUCAGUGCUGCUUUUAUAAUUCUCAUUUCAUUCAUGGUUCGAGGAAAUUGAAGGUAUUCUGUAGUUUUGCUGUCGGUUUUUCAACAUGUUCGGUACCGUCAAUGUUGUUGAUUGUGUUAAUGACACAUUGUUGAUGAAUAUUAAUUAAAAAUUGUCAGGAUGAACGGAUCAUAAAAAAAAAAACACAAUGUUUUUUUUCUAGACUCCCGAAACUCUGCGGAUAAAAGUACAUUAAUACCAGCAGAACUUUCCCCCUUCACCAAACGGAUGAACAAAGUUUACUUCAACGUUUAAUGUUUUUUAUCUCACUGCACUUGUAGCUCUCUGCUCGGUGAGCAAAGCAAUACGUCUGAAGCGCUGCUUACCCACAAUCACCUGCAAGCGUCUUCUGAACACAAAAUCUGUAAGAAACAUGAUUUCUGAUCUUUCUGUUGUUUCGCCACUUACUCUGUCUUUCUUCCUCUGUGUGUGUGUGUCUUUCAACAUUCAAACUUUCUCUCUCUCUGUCUCUCAGUCUCUCUGCCUGUCUCUCAGUCUCUCUGUCUGUCUCUCAGUCUGUCUGUCUCUCAGUCUCUCAGUCUCUCACUCUCUGUCUCUGUCUCUCUCUCUCUCUCUCCGUCUCUCUCUCUCCCUGUCUCUCUCUGUCUCUCUCUCUGUGUCUCUCUCUGUGUCUCUCUCUGUAUGUGAAUUGCAGGAUGAAACAGCUUUUUGAUCAGAGCCUCUUUCUGGCCCU